AAGCUCCUCAAUGCAUUCAGCAUCGCAUAGACUUGCAGUACGGUAAAAGACGGUGUUGUUUAUAGACCAUACAUGCAUCACAUCAUAAAUUGCGUUAGGCUUGUAUAUACGCGUCAUUGCAUGCAGUCGGACAGUUUUCUGAGAAAAUAGGCGCAUUAGCCCUCAAUACCAUCUCAAGGCAAUUCUAGUAAUAUCUGUCGACGGUUUGUAUCAAAGGAGAAACCUUGCGCUGUAAGGUGGAGUUUAAAAAAAAAAUUUAAGCGAAGCGAUCCAGAUGCAUCUUAUAGACAUCACAUCAGAAUUUAGUCCCCACAUUAUUUGAUGCAAAGUAAAAGUAUUAUGCAAUCUCAAACACCGAGACAGGCAGCGUAUUCCAUACCAGCCGCACAGUCUACCAUGGUAGGAACACCCACACAGACUAUGAUGUCCGGUUCAGGGCACGUCACGCCUGUGCCAGGGCAAACACACGCCCAAGUACAAGCACCAGCUGGUACGCAAGUACAAAGUCAGGUGGGAAUGCAGAAUAUCGCGGUGGAUGGCUCACAUGUUAUGGGAAAGGUCAAUACCAUCGAUCAAAUUACACAGGGGUAUACAAGUAAUAGUGCAACGAUGGCUGUACAAGGCCCAUUACCGAUCGGUAUGACGGCGAACACGCCCAUGUACUAUUGUCAGUGGGGUCGGUGUGGUGCUAUGUUCAGCAAAGUGCAGGAACUGAAUGAUCACAACUUUUUUCAUGAACAAGAGCGACAGAGACAACAGCGCCAACAGCAGCAGCAGCAAUAUAAACAGCCACAGCAGCUACCACACCAACCACAACAACAUCGCUUUCAGCAGCAACCCUCUACACAGAGACAGUCUAGUACUCAACAGCACAUUGGUGCGUCGACGUAUGCACAACCGGCGAUUGUACCAGACCCUACUGGCGCCGCAUAUGCCCAUGCAUCGGUACCUCACGACUUUUACAGAGGAGGGGGGUACAGUGACGGGAUGUAUGUUGCUCCACCUAUGCAGGCGCAUCCCCAGGCCACCCCGGCUCAGGCCCAGGCCCAGGCCCAUGUAUGGCAUCAACCGCAAGUGCAGGUGCAGCAGCAGGCCAGGCCGUUGAGUGUGCCUGUGCCGGUUUCCGGUCAGACAACCUUUCCGUGCUUGUGGGAAAAAUGUGGACAAGUAUUUAUGUCGCAAGCUGCCCUGCAGAGUCAUUCGAUUGUGCAUACUGGCGCACAAGCUGCACUUUCCGAGCAGGCAAAGACUGAGAAUGGAGAAGGUAGCGAUCCGUUUACAUGUACUUGGGAGCAGGGUUGUCAGAAAAAGUUUGCAACUAUCGAACAGUACAAUCAGCAUAUGUUUGAGCACAGUAGUUAUGCGGACACGAACGCGAACAACAUCACGAAGUGUACGCAUCCAGGGUGCAGGAAGACUUUCAUACGAAAAGCAGAUAUGGAAGCACACCGCGAUACUCACAGCAAGGAUUUUCCGCAUGAAUGUCCGAUACCAGGAUGCGAUAAGAAGUUUAAUCACAAGGGGUCCUUGAAUAUACAUAUACGUACACAUACGCAGGAUAAGAGAUACGUGUGCACCUGGGAGGGUUGUGAGAAACGAUUUCUGCACAGGGGAAACUUGAAUAGUCAUCUACGCACACAUAGUGGCGAGAAACCGCAUCAGUGCACCUGGGAGGGUUGUACAAAGAGAUUCCAGCACAAAGGAAACCUCAACACUCACUUGCGGAGACAUGCGGGUAACAAACCCUACGAAUGUCCAGAGGCCGGCUGUGAUAAGAAAUUCACUACUCACGCGACAAUGGAUUACCAUAUUCGCACACACACGGGCGAUCACCCUUUUGCCUGUACCUGGAGGAACUGCAUGAAGCGAUUCAUCACCAAAGGUAACCUCAACGUCCACAUGCGCACACACACUGGGGAUAAGCCGUAUAGGUGUGCUUGGGAUAAGUGUAAAAAGUGCUUCAGCACCCAGGCCAGUCUAGAUUAUCAUAUCAAAACGCACAAUAAGCGAGCCGAGGGAUUGGCAGCAAGUGUUUCUACGACGGAUGCGGCUGCACUGAUUAUGAGUGCGAGUGCCACGGCAGCUGCUGCGCCUUCGAGCUAUAUGGGAAACAUGGGAACGACCUCUAAUAACUCGGCACCAACGCAAACUUUCUUCUGAUCGUAACUAUCUCGACUGACAUAGGCGUUCUCAGAAUAUAUAUCGGUCCCAGAUGGUAGUGAUAGCAUCAUAUAAAAACGUAAAUAUACCAAUAAUCAUGAGAAAGCAAUUUAGAGAAUAUGGAUACUUAGCACGGAUACGUAGCAAUAUGGACAGCAUAAUCCAUAUUUCGUGCGGAAUCUUUAUUAAUUGCGAUAAUCAGCGGUCAAAAUAAAAUACUGC
Molecule: messenger RNA, 2382 nt
Organism: Sphaeroforma arctica JP610
Lineage: Eukaryota; Ichthyosporea; Ichthyophonida
Exons: 1
Coding region: 322-2160 (612 amino acids)
Biological process (GO): regulation of transcription by RNA polymerase II
Cellular component (GO): nucleus
Source: RefSeq, a predicted model, not a curated record